This is a messenger RNA of Rotaria sp. Silwood1, 852 nucleotides long. The record is from the annotation of a GenBank genome assembly. NCBI's taxonomy places the organism in Eukaryota, Metazoa, Rotifera, Eurotatoria, Philodinida, Philodinidae.
AUGGCUAAUUUAUUACGUAUAUUUCCUAUUGCUGCUAUUAUUAUUUUGAUUAUUAUUAUACUUUUUGCAUUUAUUUAUUCAAUUCCAAUAAUAUUUAUUCGUCGUUUUCAUCAACAUAAUAAUAUACUUACAUUAAAUAUAUGUUUAGUUACAAUAUUUUGUUGUUUUUCUUGGAUUUGUAUUCAUGUAUUGUUUAUGAUUAAUAAUCCAUAUACAACACUUCAACGAAUGAAUUUAUUUUUUAAUAUAACAGCAAUGAUAUUUACUAUUCAAGUACCACUUAGUUUUUUAGCUGCAUCAAUUCAUCGUUGUUGUUCUAUAAUUUAUCAUAUGAAAAUUUUUUUUAAAACAAAACAUUGGGUUAUAUUAUGUAUUGGAAGUCAAUGGUUAUUCGGAAUUAUUAUAUCUAUACCAGAUUUAAUACAAAUUCGUUUAUCUAGAGAAGAUUUUCUAUGGCCAAAAAUUUAUACUUUAGUAAAUAUGUUGAUAAUUCCAUCGAUUAUUUAUUUUCUUACAAAUAUACUUAUCUAUUAUCAUGUUCGAUCUUCAUCUCGUCGUAUUCGACCACAAAUGAUUUUUCAUAAUGUUCAACAAAUAAAAAUAAGUCGUCGUGAUGUUUAUUUAUUACGACAUAUAGUUUUAAUGUUUUGUAUAUUUGUUGCAGGAUGGGCACCAACAUGUAUAUUACCAAUUAUGAAUUAUUUUAUAUAUAUUAAUUAUUUAUCAUAUGCAAUUUCAACAAUUUGGUGUGAAUUAGCUUUAUUAAUUAAUAUAAUUGAUUUAUUUUUGUAUAAUUAUAAAAUAAGAAAAUAUUUACGAAAUAUUUGUUUACGAUGUUUUACUAAAAUCUAA